Messenger RNA from Trifolium pratense (red clover), 1833 nucleotides. Its product is annotated as squamosa promoter-binding-like protein 2. The transcript is spliced from 5 exons. The record is from RefSeq and is a predicted model, not a curated record. Bases 251 to 1507 code for a protein of 418 amino acids. NCBI's taxonomy places the organism in Eukaryota, Viridiplantae, Streptophyta, Magnoliopsida, Fabales, Fabaceae. Gene Ontology annotation, cellular component: nucleus. Gene Ontology annotation, molecular function: DNA binding.
GAAAUGUGUGCUGUUUGUUGUGGGGGAGAGUGUGUGAAGGUGCCUUGCCUGCCUGCUUCAUAGUACAAUGGAUAGCUGUUGUCGUUUGUGAGCCACCUGUCCACUGUCAUACACACACAUACACACACUGACCGUUCCACUCUCUCUGCUUUUCUCUGUUCAUUCCAAAUGGAUGAAAUGAAACGCCACUUUCAAACCAUUUCUUUGUUUCCACAUUCUAAUUAGGUUCCUUAAUUGCUAAGCUUUUUUGAUGGAUUGGAAUGCAAAAUCUCCCUCUUCAGGGUGGGGGUUGGAUCACCUAUCAUUUUUCAAUGCAAAAGCAACUGAAAGUCCGAAAUUUCAACCACCAAACUGGCUGAUCGAAUUAGACCGAGAAAACAAUGUUGGGCUGUUCGAUACGCCUGGUGGAAGUGGUUGUUGUGGCUCUGAGCUAAUUCUCGGUUCUACGUCAAGGAGUUCAAAAUCAGCUUCAAUUGGUUCAUCAUUAAAUAGGGACAGUGAAACCAAAGAAUAUCCGAUGGAAAGUUCUCAUGCACCGGAGCUUUCUUCUGUCUCUGGUGAACCAUUGCUCACUCUAAGACUCGGUAAAAGAAUGUACUCCGAGGAUGUAUGUCCCGAAAGUGAUGCCGAAUACCUAUCUUUUUCGAGGGAUCUCAUGUCAUCUUUAAGUGUUGGAAAGAAAUUGAAGUCCAAUGGUCAGAACUUAAAAACUCCGCGCUGCCAGGUUGAAGGUUGUGGCCUUGACCUUUCAUCGGCUAAAAAAUAUCAUCGCAGCCAUAACAUUUGUGAAAUUCAUUCCAAAUCUCGUAUGGUGGUUGUAGCUGGUUUGGAACGUCGAUUUUGCCAGCAAUGUAGCAGGUUCCAUGAUCUGUUUGAAUUCGAUGAAGAAAAGAGAAGCUGCAGACGACGUCUUGCACAUCACAAUGCAAGGCGUCGUAAACAUGGUCCUCUUGAUGCUGUCCAGUCAAGUCGAUCAGCCUCACGACGUGCAGGGAAGCAACAGAUGAAUCCAUUGGCUCAUUCAAAGACUGAUAGAAAUUUAGCCUUGCAAAACAUACCUAACAGCAAACUCCCUCAAACAAAAGAUUUUCUCUUGAAGCCUUCAAAAUACAACAAUGACAUACCAAGUUCCCUCGCUAUGCUUUCUGCUGAUUCCGAUGUCCAUUUUACAUGCAAAGCGCUCGAAACCAAGAGUACCAGUCCAGACAUAGACGAUUUUCUUGACUUUUCUGAUACAAAUGCUACACAAGACUUUACUUGUGCUCUCUCUCUUCUGUCAACCAUUUCUCUAGAACAUUCUAAUCACACUACCAUUAAUCCUGAAGCCGUAACACAUGCAAUGAAUCUGCGCAUGCCUCUUGCUUCAUCAGAAUCAUGGUGUGGUGAUGAUGAUCAACAUGUGAAUUCCAGUAUGUGGAGCUCAAACUGUGAAGAUGGCAGUCACUUUCAAGAAUUUAAACUGUUCAGAGGACCUUAUGAGUCUGGUUUUCAUCACCAGAUGGAUUAACAUGAAUGUUCUUAUCCCAAUUAGUUUCAACAUAACAAAUUUACAUCUUAUGAUUUCUGAUUAUUAUGACAAACUUUUGUUGUAAUGACUAUGUUUAUUGGCUUUGUCUAUCUCUUCUAGUGCCUAGUGGUAUCAUAUCGAAACCGGAAGUAGUUCUGGAAACAUUUUUGCUUGCUAUUCGAUUAACUGCAUGCAUUUUCAUAGUGAUGAAGCUUACUCUGAUCUGAUUAUACCAAAAGUCAUUGUGUGUCAUAAAUUUUAGUGCAGUAGCAAUUUUGAACACUUUAAAGCCUGUUUGGAUUUAUUUUAAUUUUAUGAUUCAAGUU